CACACAUACACACAAAGUGCUUUCAGAUGUGCACACACACAGACCUUUAGAAGCGUUGCGAAUAUGCUCUGUGUCAGUACAUAUCGUGAGCAGCCACUGGCGAUGCCGUGCACAUACAAGUCCGUUCUGGAGAAGGUCCUCAUGGUGGACCAGAUCCUGUCUGAGUUCCUGCUGAAGAAGGAGGAGCUGCGGGAGGUGAUGGGGAGGAUGCAGCAGGAGAUGGAGCGCGGCCUCCGCCUGGAGACGCACAACGAGGCCAGCAUCAAGAUGCUGCCCACCUACGUCCGCUCCACUCCAGAGGGUUCAGAGGUGGGUGACUUUCUGGCUCUGGACCUCGGAGGCACCAACUUCAGGGUGAUGCUGGUGAAGGUUGGAGAGGAUGAGGAGAAAGGCUGGAAGGUGGAGACCAAGUACUACAUGUACUCCAUCCCAGAGGACGCCAUGACGGGCACUGCGGAGAUGCUCUUUGACUACAUCGCUGAGUGCAUCUCAGACUUCCUGGACAAACACCAAAUCAAACACAAGAAACUUCCUCUGGGGUUCACCUUCUCAUUCCCCGUGCGGCAUGAGGACCUGGAUAAGGGCAUUCUGCUGAACUGGACCAAAGGGUUUAAGGCAUCUGGGGCCGAGGGGAAUAACGUGGUGGGAUUGCUGAGAGAUGCCAUCAAACGGAGAGGGGACUUUGAAAUGGAUGUGGUUGCCAUGGUGAAUGACACAGUGGCCACCAUGAUUUCCUGUUACUAUGAGGACCGCAGCUGUGAAGUGGGCAUGAUUGUUGGCACUGGCUGUAAUGCGUGUUACAUGGAGGAGAUGCGGACCGUGGAGCUGGUAGAGGGGGAGGAGGGCCGCAUGUGUGUGAACACGGAGUGGGGUGCGUUUGGGGCCAACGGCGAGCUGGAGGAGUUCCGUCUGGAGUAUGACAGAGUGGUGGACGAGACGUCCCUCUACCCUGGCCAGCAGCUGUAUGAGAAGUUGAUCAGUGGCAAGUAUAUGGGCGAGCUGGUGCGACUGGUGCUGUUGAAGCUGGUGAAUGAGGACCUGCUGUUUAAUGGCGAGGCCUCCGACCUCCUCAAGACCAGAGGGAGCUUUGAGACACGCUUUGUCUCACAGAUUGAGAGUGACUUAGGGGACAGGAAACAGAUCUUCAACAUCCUGAGCACGCUCGGAGUUCUGCCAUCUGAGCUGGACUGUGACAUUGUGCGUCUAGCGUGUGAGCGAGUGUCCACACGCGCCGCCCACAUGUGCGGAGCCGGGCUGGCCGGCGUCAUUAACCGUAUGAGGGAGCGCCGCAGCCAGGAGGCGCUAAAGAUCACUGUGGGUGUGGAUGGCUCUGUCUACAAACUGCAUCCUCGGUUUCAAGAACGGUUUCACAAAAUUGUGCGGGAACUGACACCAAACUGUGACAUAACUUUCAUCCAGUCGGAGGAAGGAAGUGGACGAGGCGCUGCAUUGAUCUCGGCAGUGGCUUGCAAGAUGGCAGCUUGCAUCUUGACCCACUAAGAGAUGCUGAUGGGCCUCUGGGUUUCAAUGGAGGAAGAAUUAGGACUGCAGGACAGCUGAACUACAUUGUUACCUACAGCUCAUGCACAAUGGUCUUUUAGAUCUUUCUCCAGAUGAGAGAAUUAGCUGGAAGAGCAAGGCUCAGUGUAAACAGUGGACAUCAUUACCUCUUGGGCAACUCGCCAUUCACAGAGACUGCUUUAUCACAGUGUAAAAACAUGCCAGCUUUUCAAGAGAAUCCCCUCAUGACUGUGAUGUUGAGUCAUUGAAGCUUAUUAUCUCAGUGUCUCUGGGCAUGUACAUAGGUUCCCCUUGCUAACAUUUUGAUCACCUCAUGAUUUACAGAGGGUUCUGUUUACAUUUGAAACAUUUCCAUGUAGCAGAAUAUUUAGACUCAAUAGAUGCUAAAUCCCAUUAACACCUCCUUUUGUGGAUAGGAACGUUUGGUGACAUUUGGCACCGUUGGUAGACCUAUGUGAUGACACUUGAAGUUCUGAGUUGAUCGGUGACCACACAGAGGGAGAGAGAGAAGAAGAAGAAGAAGAAGAAGAAGAAGAAGAAGCAACUGUAUUAUAUCCUCAGCUGAAAUUUCUGCUGAAUUUGUUUAAUAAUUGAUUGACCUUUUUAUUUAUUAACAUGUAAAUUAAUGUGUAGCCUGUUACCUGUUAAACUGUUAUGACUGGGAUAUUUGGUAGAUGAAUCACCUAUGCUUUGUACAUGUGAAAUUAUUAAAUUACUGUAAAUAAAGAAAUGGUAUUGGAAAA
Molecule: messenger RNA, 2264 nt
Organism: Clupea harengus (Atlantic herring)
Lineage: Eukaryota; Metazoa; Chordata; Actinopteri; Clupeiformes; Clupeidae
Gene: gck
Product: glucokinase (hexokinase 4)
Biological process (GO): regulation of insulin secretion; carbohydrate phosphorylation; glycolytic process
Cellular component (GO): mitochondrion; cytosol
Molecular function (GO): ATP binding; D-glucose binding; mannokinase activity
Source: RefSeq, a predicted model, not a curated record